This is a messenger RNA of Gryllus bimaculatus (two-spotted cricket), 1538 nucleotides long. NCBI's taxonomy places the organism in Eukaryota, Metazoa, Arthropoda, Insecta, Orthoptera, Gryllidae. The record is from the annotation of a GenBank genome assembly.
CGAGUGCAGCACUAGUCGGGAUUUAACACGUGUGUACCAGUACUACGUGCGUUUACCAGUACUGACUGGUCCUGACCAAGAUGCUAAUCGGACGGACCCGACCAGCCAAAGAUAUUGGAAAUAAACUAGACCUGUCGCUGACAGCAGCCUGACAGUGCGUGCACUUUGCAAUGAACAGUGAAUCUACUGUUUUGGGUUGGCGAUCUGGUUGUUUACGACACUGUUGCGAAGUCGAACAGUAACAUGUAGAAGGUGGUUUAUUGAUGUGUAAUAGAUCACGAAGUUGGUAAAACCAUUUUCCCCUGAGGCAUACUGAUUAUGAAAUUCCUUCUUAAAUUGAUAACAUGACGUGGUGCGUGAAGAUGGAGAAAUGUUUUAUAAUAUUGCCCGAUUGAUUUUUCAUUUAGCUUAAAGGAUAAUUAAUUAACUUUUUUGUGUAGGAAUCCAUUAAGAAGGCCACAUUUGACUGCUAAACUUUCGUUCGCACCAUCUGUCAUUGACAGAGCUGAAGAUCAACAAUUAGAAGUACUUUAUUACAAACUUCAACAUGUUGAAGAAACUUCAAGACGUCUCCAAAAAAAUAUGAAGAAAUAUAUAGAAUAUCUUACAAAUGCUAGUAAAUCUGAACAACGAAUUACUUCCGAUCUUAGUAGUAGCCAGAUAUGUUUCCAGAAUGAUGAACUUCGUAAAAUAGUGGAAGACUACCACAGUGUCACUGUGAAGGGGAAUGAAAAUGUUGCUGAAUUGUCAUCCACAUCUCAACAGUGCUUCCAAGAACCACUGAAGAAGUUUAUCAGUAUGUUUGCUGCAAUUGAUGCAGCUUUCCAAAAUCGUGAACAGUUAGCACAAGAGUGGCGAAAUCUCUCAGUGAAAGUACGUAAACUAGAAGAAAAAGAGCGAACCGGAACUAACAUUGUCAAGCUAGAGCGAGAAAGGAAAGCUCUUGCAGCAGCAAGUACAGAAUUACUUGCUUGUCAUUCUUCAUUGCUUCUUGAACUUCGUUAUUUUCUUGAAAAACGACCUGAUUUUUUCCACCCAAUUUUGGAAGCUUUUAUGAGAUCUCAACUUGAGUACCAUGGGAACAUGACAAGACUUUUCACUAUGUUAGUGAAAAUAUCACAUCCCCAAUCAGAUGCAUCACCUUCUUCAGCAAUGGUGCCAGAAAAUGAGUUCCAAGCAAGUGUGAACGAAAAGUUACACAAGUUACAGUCUCUAUCAAUUGUUAGACAAAAGCAGAUAAAAUAAGUAUUGUCUAAAUAUUUUUUUAAAUAGAGACAAUAUAUUUAAUAAUCUAAAUUCAUUCAAUGUUACUUCCUUUUAAUAAUAAAUAUUUUGUCUCUCCUUCUUGUAAAUAUGUGUGAAGAAAGAUAAAAUGUAUUGCAAAUAGUCUUCUGUGUUUUAAUGUCUGUGUAUUUGAAUACUGAAUGUUAAAAUAUAUCAUAAUUUGUAUGAAUAUUGGUAUGGGUUUUCUUUUACGUUCUUGUGUUAAAAAACAUCUCUUUAAAACCAUGGCUGUUAUCCCUCAUUGAGAAAUCAAC